CCAACCCCCCGCCCGCUGCCUCGGAGCCGCCCUCGCCAGGAAAGGGACAGCAGCAGGUGACGAGGGGCCGGCCGCGGGGCUAUAAAUAGGGGCGCGCGUCAGCCGCGGGCGGGCACGGGGCGGCAGGCAGGGGCCUGGAGGCGGCGGACGCGGGGCAGAGGCGCCAUGGGGUCGCGGAGGGUCCCCACCCGGGGCUGGGGCGCGGGCGGACGGGCCGGGACCGGGGGCGACGGUGAGGACGAAGGGCCCGUGUGGAUCCCCAGCCCCGCCAGCCGCAGCUACCUGCUGAACGUGCGGCCUGAGGCCAGGCCCUGUGGCCCUCAGGUUUCUGGCAAUUCGAGGCUCAAGAGAGGAGAAAGACCCCAACUUUUGAGCUUAUCAAGCAACCAGUUGUCUCACCCCAGCUCUGGAAGGAGCACCUUCUGCUCCAUCAUUGCUCAGCUAACAGAGGAGACCCAGCCGCUAUUCGAGACCACACUCAAGUCCCGGGCUGUGUCCGAGGACAGCGACGUCAGGUUCACCUGCAUUGUCACAGGAUACCCAGAACCCGAAGUAACCUGGUACAAGGAUGAUACAGAAUUGGACCGCUACUGUGGCUUGCCAAAAUAUGAGAUCACUCGUCAGGGCAACCGCCACACUCUGCAGCUGUACAGGUGUCAAGAAGAAGACGCCGCCGUCUACCAGGCCUCUGCCCGAAACAGCAAGGGCAUUGCAUCCUGUUCGGGGGUCCUGGAGGUGGGCACCAUGACUGAGUACAAGAUCCACCAGCGCUGGUUUGCCAAGCUGAAGCUCAAGGCUGCAGCAAAGCUGCGUGAGAUCGAGCAGAGCUGGAAGCAUGAGAAGGAGGCAGUGGGGGAAGCCGACACCCUGCGCAAGCUCAGCCCUGACCGUUUCCAGCGAAAGCGCAGGCUGAGUGGGGCUGAAGCACCAGUCCCCUCAGCCCCUACCAGGGAGGCCGAGGGUGGGGCCCUGGCAGCUCAGCAGAAGGGAGAGACUGAGUCUGCCCAGCACGCAGGUUUGGGCCUGAUCAGCAGUUUUACUACUGGAGAGGUGACUACAAAUGGGGAGGCUGUCCCUGAGAAUGGGGAGGACGGUGAGCAUGGCUUGCUGACAUACAUCUGUGAGGCCAUGGAGCUGGGAUCUCAGAAACCCCCCCAAAAGGAGUCUGGGGCCAAGAAGAAAAAGAAAGGUGAAGAAUCUAAGCAAGGUCUACAGAAUCCAGAGUUAGAGAAGGCUGCCCGAAGCCACCGUUCUUCAGAAAACCGUAUCCCCAGUUUGGACAAGCCUGACUCUCGCAAGACACAGGAGUCCAUGGGCAUGAAGCAGGCUCAGACCCAGCCUAGAGGCAGGGCUGCACAGGGGCCUGGGUCCUCUGGGCCAGAGAGUGCUAGGGAACCAGGCUCUGCUGUGGGCAUUCAAGACAAAGCCUGGGGAGGCUCUGCUCCAGCACCUGUCCCAGGCCCAGAUCAGGAAGGGUAUUUCUCCCUUAAGGACAUGUACGUGGAGAGCACCCAGGCAGUCAGGCUUCAGGGAGACAGAGGGCCCCACCCCCCAAGUAUUGAGGCACCUGGAGAGGACUCCUCAGGGAAGGCACUCAACAAGGCUGCAGGUGGGGAGGUGCCUGCUGUUCCUGGCCAGCCCACCCCCUCCAAAGUUCCCCAACCAACUAGGCCUUUCAACAGGAAGAGAUUUGCCCCUCCAAAGCCCAAAGCAGAGUCCACCUCUGACAGCAAGCUCAUUUCUUCCCUGAAUCAAGUUCCAGAACUUGAGGCCCAGAGCUCAGGGAAGACCCCACCUCAGGCCUCUGCCGAGGUGCCAACACCUCCUGCCCGGCGGAAACACAGAACCUGGGACAGCCCUUCACAGGGGCAAGCAGGCCUCAGGACUCCAGGAGGAGGCCUAGAGUCCCAGGCAACUGUGGCUCCUACCCUGCCUGCUAGCAGCAGCCCUAACGUAGCCUCUGUUGGCUGUAGCACCUCCAGAAGUCAAAGUGCCAUCGACCCCAUGGAUAUGGAAACCCAGGAGGAUGGGAGAACGUCUGCUGACCAGGCAGCUGGAGGCAAGAAGAAUAUGCAGGCAGCUGGGAAGGUGCAGGUGGAUGGAAGGACCCAGGGAGAGCAAGCACAGACAAGGCAGAGGACACAGGCAGACAGCAAGGUGCGGGCAGGUGUUGGGACACAAGAUGGUGAGAGGCCACAGUCAGGCAGGAGCUCACAGAAGGAUGUGGGUGUGGUGACACAGAGAAGGAUGGAGACACAGGCAGAAGAUAAGACAAUAUGGGAAGGCAGGAGGGCACAGGCAGGUGGCAGGAUGCAGGAAGACAGAUGGGUACAGGAAGAAAAGGGGACUCAGUCAGAGGGGACUGUACCCAUAGCCGUGAAAGUUCAGUCAGAGCAGGAGGCCAUGACCAGCCUCAGCCCACCACCCAAGGCACCUUCAAAGGGUCCUCAGUCUCCUCAGAUCAUUGAGUGUUUCACGCAGACUCCAGAAGGGUCUUGUGUCCCUGAAAAACCUGGUUUCAUGCCCAGAUCUGAGGAGGCAGCAGCCACAGCUUCCAGGAACCAUGAGGAGACUGUGCGGGGUCCCCUGUCAGGGAACCUCAUGCUCCCAUCACAGCUGCCUCCUGCAGGGAGCUUGGAGCAGGUGGGAGGAGGCACACAGCAAGGGCCAGACCUGUUUGGGCCAGUCACCGCUGACACACACAGCAGCCUAUUCCAGUACCCUGAGGAGGAGCAGCCAGGGGGAGCAUUGUGCAUGGAUCUGGGUGGCUGUCCUCCAGCUGGCCUGUGCCAGGAGGUACCCCCUGUUCCCCCUCCUCCUGGGACUACCCUGACCAAUAGCCCCAAGAAGGGACUGCCCAGCACCCUGACUUCUCAGUACAUGAGCACAGCUGCCUUCCUGCCCUCCGAGGACCAGGCCUUGCGGAAUUCUGCCUCCACACUGCACCUGGGGCCGGGGACCCCCACUCAGAGUCACCCAUCAGAAACCAUGGCCACCAGCAACAAUGGGACCAGUGUCAACGCUCCAGAUGUGGAGGAGGGGACCCCAAGCCCCCGGAGCUGUGACCCUGGCCUCAUAGAUUCCCUAAAGAACUACUUGCUUCUGCUGCUGAAGCUAUCUACUGCAGAGACAAGUGGAGCCGGGGUAGAGAUCCAAGCAGGUGCUGCCACUGGAGGUCUGGAGCCAUCGUCCACUCUGGUCCCCACUGUGGAAGUGGCUGGGCUGAGUCCCCGGACAUCAAGGCGCAUCCUGGACCGUGUGGAGAACGAUCACUUGGUGCAGAGCGCACAGACGCUGCUGCUGAGCCCCCGCACCACUCGCCGCCUCACAGGCCUCCUGGACCGUGAGGUGCAGGCUGGCCACCAGGCCCUGGCUACUGGCCGGGGGUCCCGAGGUACUGGCCUCAGCCUCCUCGCUGUCCCUGCCAUCGUGGUAGGUGAGGAGGGCCCCGGGCUGGCCUCAGAAAGAUCCAGGGAAGAUGAGGGAGAGGUUUCCCUGGAGGGGCCUGGCCUCAUGGAGGCCUUCCAGGAGAGCAGCAUGGCAGGGCCGCUGGUGGAGACAUGUGGGCAGGCAGUCCCUGGGCAGGGACUGCUCUCAGUAGAGGUGAGAGCCCAGGAACCCUCCCAAGAAGAAGAGUUCCCAGGGGAGGCUCCAACAGGUCUCCCUGCAGCUACACCUGAGGAACUGGCCCUAGGGGCACGGAGAAAGAGGUUUCUCCCUAAGGCCAGAGCUGUGGGAGAAGUGGAGGCACCCAAGCCUGAGGAAAGGGAGAGCCCCAAGGUUUCCCCUCGGGGUUCCAGGAAAAGCCUGGCACCCGGGUCCCCGGGGACUCCAGAGCGGGAGAAACGCUCUCCCACCCAAGGCAGAAAGGUGGGUAUGCUUGAGGUGCCACAGACAGAAGAGGAGCCGGCAGCAGGAGGCCUGGGUCCCAGCCCCAAGGCCAUUGGUCUGGAUGCAGAGCUGGCCCUGGAUGAAAGCAAACAGGAAGCUCUGGCCAAGCCCAGGAAAGCCAAAGACCUGCUGAAGGCCCCACAGGUGAUCCGGAAGAUUCGAGUGGAGCAGUUUCCCGAUGCCUCAGGGAGUCUGAAGCUCUGGUGCCAGUUUUUCAACAUUCUCAGUGACUCAGUCUUGACAUGGGCCAAGGACCAGCGCCCUGUGGGUGAGGUGGGCAGGAGUGCAGGAGAUGAGGGACCGGCAGCCCUGGCCAUUGUGCAGGCGUCCCUUAUAGACUGUGGCCUAUAUCGAUGUACCAUCCACAACGAGCAUGGCUCAGCCUCCACUGACUUCUGCCUCAGCCCUGAGGUAUUGUCAGGAUUCGUCUCCAGAGAAGAAGGUGAAGUUGGAGAAGAGAUUGAGAUGACCCCCAUGGUGUUUGCUAAGGGUCUGGCUGACUCUGGCUGCUGGGGGGACAAACUCUUUGGGCGACUGGUGAGCGAGGAGCUCCGAGGGAGUGGACACGGGUGUGGCCUCCGGAAGGCCUCCCAGGCCAAGGUCAUCUAUGGGCUGGAACCCAUCUUCGAGUCAGGCCGCACAUGCGUCAUCAAAGUGUCCAGCCUGCUUGUGUUUGGGCCCAGCAGCGAGACUUCUGUCCUGGGCAGAAACUACGAUGUCACCAUCCAGGGGUGCAAGAUCCAGAACAUGAGUCGAGAGUACUGCAGAAUCUUCGCAGCUGAAGCCCGCGCUGCACCUGGCUUUGGGCCAGUGCCCGAGAUCAUCCCACUGUACCUGAUCUACCGGCCUGCAAACAAUAUUCCAUAUGCUACCCUGGAGGAGGACCUGGGCAAGCCCCUGGAGUCUUACUGUUCCCGGGAAGGGGGCUGCACUUGGGCUCCAGCAGCAUCCAGCAACUUUGAGGUCAUGCAGAAAUGCCAAACCUUCCAGCACUGGCUGUAUCAGUGGACAAAUGGCAGCUUCCUUGUCACAGACUUGGCAGGGGUUGACUGGAAGAUGACUGAUGUGCAGAUUGCCACCAAACUGCGAGGAUAUCAAGGCCUCAAGGAGAGCUGUUUCCCUGCCCUGCUGGACCAGUUUGCCUCGUCCCACCAGUGCAACGCCUACUGUGAGAUUCUGGGGCUGACGGCCCUCAAGAGCCCUGAGGCUGUCCACCCUCAAGCCAAGGCCAAAGGCUCUAAGAGUCCAUCUGCUGGCAGAAAGGGCCCCCAGCUGAGCCCUCAGCCUCAGAAGAAAGGCCUCCCUAGUCCACAGGGCACCCGGAAGAGCGCCCUGAGCUCCAAGGCCACCCCUCAGGCCUCAGAGCCAGUCGCCAUCCAAUUGUUGGGACAGCCUCUAGCCCAAGAGGAGGGCUUCGAGGCUCAGGGCAGGCGGUAGCCCCACCAAGAGGCUGGGGGCCUCCACCCAGCAGCUCCCCAGCCAGGAAGCAGCUGGGACUGGAUCGAGACGUUCCUUACAGAGAAGUGCAGGAGGAGGCACUGGGGCUCUGCACAGCCUGUCCGACAGCUCCUCAUCACAUAGCUUCAGUGCAGCCAGAGAAGGUGCACUAGGAGGCACCACUGGGGCUCUGCACAGCCUGCCAGCAGCUCCUCAUCAGACGGCUUUCGUGAACGGCACGCAGCCCACUGGCGUCUUAUGCUGCCAUCAUCACUGGGGCUCCCAGGCCUCAAGUGGGCUACCUCCACGUGCCUGGUGACCUAGCCCUCCUCCAAGUUUACACUCACCGAAGCUGGGGUCCCUUGGGGUCCCCUGAGUCUUCUGCAUGAGUCCUGCAUCCAGCCCCUCGCCUCAGACUCAUCUCACAGUGAAUGUUGUGCUCUGGGGACACCCAGGCCCACCUGACCCUCUUCUUCUCGCUUGGCCCUGAUCUCUCUCCCUUCCUCGGGGCUCCAUGCUUCCUCUGCUGGGUCUGACCAGUGAUUCUCAGGAUGUCUUCUCCUGCCCCCUACUUUGGCUUAUUCAUCCCAGCUUACCCUGGAACUAACAUACAACUGAGCCCACAUGGGGCUCAGGGCCCUCCCACAGCCUGUCAUGUUCUUGUGCGGUGGUCUCUGAAGUGUGCUCAUGCUAUCGCCUCCCUUCACUCACUGCUUUCUGGCCCCCUUUGCCCCCUUGCACCACCCUCCUCCCAGGCUUUGAGUCCAAGUUCCUCCACUGCCUGCCCUUCACAAAGGGACUUCCCUUGUCCCUUUGCCUGAGGGUUACCCUUGCCUUAACCCCACACCCUGCCCAAGUGAAGAAUAGUCCCUCUGGGAUCUUGCUCCACCCUAGUCCUCUCCUCUCUGCAACUCCCAGGCUCUGUGCUCAUGAGGUGAGAGCAGCCACGAGGUUGUGUCAGCAACCAGGCUUUGGGGGUGACUUUGAGGAGCCCUAUGCUGCAUCCCCUUUCACUGAGGGACAGGGCGCUGAACUCCUCACCAUGAAGGUUACCCCUGUGUGGCCUAGGAAGGACACAGUGCAUCUGUGCACUUGGGUGCAGGGCUGUCUCAGCACCUGGAAAUUAGGGCCCGUGUCCCCAACCGUUAGCUCUUAAUCCGAGGACUUCAGCUCUAGCCAGUGUAUGGGCUCCCAGGGAACUUCCAUGCAGGCCCCAGCAGCCUGGCUUCUUCCUGAGCAUCCCUCCGUGAGGCCUGGGGUGGGGUAGGUCUGGAAUGCAAGGAAGGCAGCAACUGUCCAUUCCCCUUGCCCUCAUCUGGUGCCGUGCUGGCUCUCUAAAGAUGUCCUCUAGUCCCUGGGCCCACCAGAAGAUUGAAUCUACAUUUUGGCUCCUGGACUUAGGUUGAGUCUUAGCUUCUGUGGCCACAGCUAGAGCCCAUGCUUCUUACACAGCUGGGCUGAUGGCUUGUGCCCCUCAGAGGGUACCUGGGGCCUAUGCCUUUGGAAGAAGAACACAAAGGAAGACACUCAGGAAGGAAGAGCAGAGCUGGGGGCUCUGCAGAAAUGCUCUGUGUCCCUGGCUGCCUGGGUUCCCACAAGACCAUCCUGGAGCCCCGUGGCACCCGCCUCUCAGCUCUGCACUCUUUCUUGCCUCUCAGUUGCAGAGAAGCUUCUAAUUCCCUUUCCCCUUCCCUCCCCAUUGGGGCCUCCACUGCCUGACAUGUCCCUCUAUUCUCACAUUUAUAACUUGUCUACCUCCUCUUGUGCUCAGGUGAUGCCUCACUUUUUCCUCUUGCCUCAGUGUGAUCCCAGUUCUCCCAGCCUGCAAAUUGAGAUUACUUUGGUGAACUGAGAA
Molecule: messenger RNA, 7183 nt
Organism: Nycticebus coucang (slow loris)
Lineage: Eukaryota; Metazoa; Chordata; Mammalia; Primates; Lorisidae
Gene: ALPK3
Product: alpha kinase 3
Exons: 15
Coding region: 166-5328 (1720 amino acids)
Biological process (GO): protein phosphorylation; cardiac muscle cell development
Cellular component (GO): nucleus
Molecular function (GO): protein serine/threonine kinase activity; ATP binding
Source: RefSeq, a predicted model, not a curated record